Molecule: messenger RNA, 540 nt
Organism: Metarhizium album ARSEF 1941
Lineage: Eukaryota; Fungi; Ascomycota; Sordariomycetes; Hypocreales; Clavicipitaceae
Exons: 2
Coding region: 1-540 (179 amino acids)
Source: RefSeq, a predicted model, not a curated record
AUGAAUCUCCCCGUUGCCUUUGCCGCUUUGCUUGUUGGACUGGCUGCGGCUCAGCCGCUGGCCGUCCGUGAUCCACAGGACUUUGGCGAUCUGGCUGAAGCAAAUCCUGGCUUCCUGCCUUCUGGCGAUGUUGAAAGCAACGUCCUGGACGCUGACUUUGCCCAGCCGGCUCCUUCGGGCCAGAGCCUCAACGGCAUCCUGGAUCCUGACUUUGCUCAACCGGCUCCUGCGGAUGAGAGCUCCGGCAACGUCCUGGACGCUGACUUUGCCCAGCCGGUUCCUUCGGACCAGAGCCCUGGCGGCGUCCAGCCGGCUCCUUCACGCAAGCGCCCCGGCGGCGUCCUGGAUCCUGAAUUUGCUCAGCCGGCCCCUUCACGCAAUCGUCCCGGCAGCAUCCUAGAUGCCGAAUCCGCUCAAGCGGUUCCGCCCUCGGACCAACUCCCAAACAGUCAAGGCUUCACCCAAACAGCCUGCGACAACAUUCGCAAAAAUUAUAGCCAGAAAUUCGCCGAGUCCAAUUUCGACUGCCAGUUUACCUAG